This is a messenger RNA of Leishmania braziliensis MHOM/BR/75/M2904, 2148 nucleotides long. RefSeq lists its product as hypothetical. Bases 1 to 2148 code for a protein of 715 amino acids. NCBI's taxonomy places the organism in Eukaryota, Euglenozoa, Kinetoplastea, Trypanosomatida, Trypanosomatidae. The transcript has a single exon. The record is from RefSeq and is a predicted model, not a curated record.
AUGGACCCGUUGAAAAAAAUCCUUUGCCAAUGCCGCAGUGCUCUCUUACUUCCUCCCUCCUCACCCCACCCCACCCAGACGUGUGCACUCUGUUUUGUGUCCGCAGCGCUCUCUUACUGUGCAUCCUGUCCCCCCCUCUCUUCUUUCUCCGCCUUCUGCCGGCCCUUCUAUACCUGCGAGACCUCACCACGUUUCGCGUUAGCCUUUCAGAUUGUAGCAAGCAGCUCCAUGACAGACAAGGGGGACGCUGCUCGCGCCUACUGCGCGAACCUUGCGGCAACGUACGAACGUCUGGCCCACGAUUUGGCGAUUCCUCUCAUCGACCAGGAGUUGUACUCGUGCCUGUUUGUGUGUCCCCUCCUCCACGAACACUGUGCAGAAGCGCAGGCCUCCUUUGCAAAGGGCACCGGCACAAGUACGAUGACCUUCUUAUCCAGUGUGUCGACCGUAGAUCGCCACGGAGAUGCGCUCGUCGCUCUUGGCGGCACAGAACUUGUGGUGGCGGCGUUAUGUGAGCAUGAGCAGCAGACGCUGCUGGUGAUGCAGGCCAUUGCGUUGCGGGAGAGCGUGAUGUCGCGCAUAUGGGCGUGCUGCAAUUCCUACGACGACGGCCAGGCCAGCGUAGAAGCGGCGCAGUUCACCAUGCUGCGUCUUCUGGAGGAGCACCAGAUGGCGACACUACUUAUGGUGGAGUCUGUGCUUGCGUGGCGCCAGGCACUGAGUCGGCCUUAUCCAUUUCUACUCAAAAAAGGUGAUAAUUACCUGAUGAACGUCGUGCAAGACUGUGCCGCACUGGGGGCUACCGCGCUGGUGCGGUCGCUCGCCAAUGUGCGUCUGGAGCACGAUCCUCUGUGCGUUAAAGUCGAUUUCUGCCGCCUGCUUCAUCGGAUGGAGAUCAAGCAUCGCACCCGCCUUGUGAAUUCAGGCGCCAUGUGGAGGCUCGGGCUGCAACCUCUCCGGCCCAUCGCCUCUAGUCAACCAUUCAGGGGCAGCACAGCUGGCAACAGCAUCAGCGCGGCGUCACUGACAGCGGUGGCAUCACCGCCAUCGGAUGCAUCCUCUGAAGCCCGCGAUGUCGCACCUGCAACGCGAUCCUACGCGGGCACUUCACUGGACUUUCUCACCGAGGUGAGUCGGCUCGCUGCAGUCUUGAACAGAACAGACGGCAGGCGUCGCACGUCGCUGCCUCCUCUAUCCACCGCUACAUCCACCUCUUCGAGUGCUGCGGGUGUCUCUAACAACUCAGCUCCUGGCGCUGCGCACCGCCACUUUCCUUUUCCUUCGCCCCACGGAGACAGGGAAGCGCAGCAGCGGAAGCAGCGCCGCCUUCUUACUGCCACACGAGUGCUGGGGGAGGAGGCUUUCAUCCAGCGCAUGCUGAUCAAGGAACUCUACCCUUUGGCGCACGAGCAGGAGCGCUUUGUGCCGCUCUUGAAAGUGGCGCAGUUAUUUAGUGCAGAUGGCUUUGGGCAAGUAGAGAAGGAUAUCCCAGAGGACAGCUGGCCUCUAGAAAAGGCAACAUGGUCGUCUCUUGCCACGACGGGGCGGCGUGUGAACCGGCUGAACUGCAUGUCGACGGCACGAGAGGUACUGCAGGCAAAGCACCUGCUUCCUGCUUGGGAGCGCCGCAUGAGCAACAGUAUCACUGAUUUAGCCACAACCACCAGCGCUUACUCGGUCACACCCACAACGUCUGUCUCACUACCUGCCGAAGGGUCUGUGACACCAUUUCAGCCGACGGCCACUCAAGCGCAGCCGUGCAGCUUCGCCGCGACGACGACGCCCUCUUCUUGCCACUCAAACUCGUUCAAGAACUUUGAUGUCGCUAGCAGCGAGUCCUUUGGGAAGCAACGCGAGCCCACGAGCUCACCGAAGGAGCGUGCUGCUUGUCGUUCCAAGCUCUCACCCCCCUCCAACUCAACGUCGCCAAAGUUCUCCUCGUCGCCUGCAGUAGCUCCGACUGCUACUGUGGUUACCUCCCAAGCAGGACCUGCGUCUUCCAGCUCGUCGUCGUCACAUGCGUCUAGCGCCACGUCUUCAGCCUCGUCCUUUCAAACACCUUCGCACAAGCAGUCGCUCGAGGAGCUGCGUCGGCAGUUGCUGGCGGAGCACCGACGCAACUCCGACCUCGCGAGUAUGAUUCACUAG